Messenger RNA from Protopolystoma xenopodis, 820 nucleotides. The record is from the annotation of a GenBank genome assembly. Lineage: Eukaryota; Metazoa; Platyhelminthes; Monogenea; Polystomatidea; Polystomatidae.
CUCUUUCUGUCAUUUCUUUCUGUUAAUCUCAUUUUGGCUGCCCUCAAUUCAGUAAACCUUUCCUUCACUCUCAGAAUCGAGGUCUCUUGAUGCUGGGCAUAUGCACGCAGCUACAGACAUCGCUAAGGUCCAUACAAAUGUUCACGCCGCCAAGCAACCGUACACACAUGCGUACCUACACACACGCAAGUUUGUUUGUAACGUCGGCAGCGCCGGCUACACGUCAAUCAACAAUGGGUCCACGAGUUCAGGUCGGAGUCGCAAGGGGUUGGCCAACAAAACAGGACCGGUAUGCGAUGAAGACACUUUUCACGAUUUGAUAAGAUCACCGGCGCCCACUGGCCUCAUGUCAAGCAUGGUACCUUUACCAUCGGCCCAAUCGACGAUACCGACUGCCUACGGCCUGUCGCCUCCACUUUUUUCUGUGAAUCAAGCGCCAGACAUGGCUUGAUUGCAGUUCACUCCGAAAAGCAUUCAUACGGCUAGUCCUUAUCAGACUGGGCGGCGAGCCCAACCUGGCACAUCGCUUCAUCCUCUCACCAGCAUUCCCGACAGGAUUCGAAUUGUGAACGGCCGCCAGACAUGCGGAGCGGGAUUCCGAGGUUCUCAAAAAAGAGGUGCUCGAACGGCGUCGUGCAUCGCUUUUAAACGCCUGCUCGCCGUGAGGCUCAACGGAGAGACGCGUUUGUCUCGGAGCUUGCACAUGCGCGAUUCGAGCCCCGCCGAGAAGCUGCAGGUCGAGCCUGUAUUCCAGUCUUUUUGGAAGGAUCUGCGCGAUGACUGUCAAAUCGAGGGCAAACCCUCUCUACACUUUCUGUAA